UGGACCUUGUGGCCGGAGCUUGUGGCGCAAAUGUACUGCGAUCGGUCAUUGCCAUCAUUGCGGAAUGCCGAGCAUGGAUACCAACCAGGAGUAGUUGCUUGGCUUCGCAGUGUAUCACAUCUUCGCCGAACCAACGCUUCUUUUUCAGGAUUUGGCUGUCAGCCGCUGUACUCUGGGCUUGUUGCUGCAGCAGUUGCGGGCGGAAGGCGAAUCUGCCGUCGAAGGCAUCAUGGAAAAUCCAGGCUUCAGAUGUUUUCUACGAUUUUGGAAGCCCCCCAUCAGCGUACUGCCACAGAGGUAUUUGUUGACUUCGACACUCUUGUGAGAUGGCUGGUCGACAUGGAACGCCGGCGAGGCAAGAAUGUUCCGAGAACGUAUCGCAGUUUGGACCGCCGCGUCAAGAGUUUGAUGCGGAGGUUGCGAGCAAGAGGUGUGGAGCUGUGCUUCAUCGUUGCAAAUGAAGCAGCACCUUGCUGUAGCGAACCUGAGGAUGCUCACCUGUGGCUGGCAGAGGAGCAGAUCAGAGCAUCUUUGGGAAGAGCUGGUUGCUGCUGGAAACGAUGUGGUGAUGGUUCCAGUCCCUCAGAUGUGCUGAGCAGGCUUGUGCAAAAUGAUCCAGACAUUGCCGCAGUGUUUGGAGUGGACAGUGCGCAAUUAUCUCCUGCAGCAAUUGAGUGGGUGGUCGGUCAAGGCACAGCUGACGUCCAAAAUGAAGAAGCUUUGCAGAGGCUAGCUAUUCUGGUUAAUGAGACCCCUCAGCGUGGGCAAUUCCCAAUACGUUCUGGAGAGUGCAAGGCUGCAACUCUGGAGGAUGGAUGCUUUGUUGAUGCAGGCCUGGCAUUUCAUUGGCGGCAAUCGCAAGGAUCAUCUGGCAUGGAGGCUAUGGAAGGAUGUCUUUUGGAGCUUACAUCGUUUCUGCGGCAACAACCUCUGCAGGAUCAAAUAUGCCGUUUACCAAUGCAGGCCAGGGCGUGGCUUUUGGAGCGUGCAUUACGGACUGCUGGCCUCAGUGACAACUGGCUCGAAGAGUGGGCGGAACUGCCUGAGAAGCUAGUGAUGCGCUUUGACGCUGGGACCGAUUGCGAUAAGUUUCAGAUCCAGGAGCACGGCCUGGCAGCUGCAGCCACUUUCCUCUUGGCUCGCUCCGCUCCGCUCAUGGAGGAGGAACUAGAGGCCUUGGCAUGGACGCUCGAACUGAUGAGGCCGAGGCGGCAGCCGACCGCAUUCAGCAACUCCAUGAUGGCUUCCCUGGAUAAAAUCUUAGCAGAGUUUGAUGAGCCUGAACUUGAUGAGCGUGCUGCAGCAGUUGCAAUUGCCUUUCAGGACAUUUUGCGAGGCUUUCUCUAUCUUGGACACACCAUGGCGCUCCGGGAGCCAUGGCUAAUGGAGCCUCGUGACUGCUUUGACAACGUCCUUUUCCGGAAACUGCUUUUGGCCUUGCAGUCAGGAGCCGACCUGCGCCAAAGACUUGGAGGUCGUGGGUUGCGCCAUCCAGGUCGCAAGGCCGGUUCGAGCGGAGCAGAAGGAGGUUCUGGAAAUUCUGGCCUGGCAGCUACCCGGGGGGCUAGAUUGGCAAGGCUGCUGACGACGGCUCUACCACUUGCUUCCGACGAUGAGCAAGAAAAGCAAGACAAGUUGGCAGAUCUGAUCCAGAGGGAGCAGGAGAUCAAAGAUGAUUGCUUUAACGAUGAAGUCGAGGAGCCAAAGUUUUCAGCGUCUGCGUGGCGAGAAGGUUUCGAAAGCAGAGGAGUCACAGCUUCGAUGCCACCUGCAAAUGAGAAGCUGAAUCAGUUGAAGCCUGAUCAGGAAGCAACAGAAGCAACGGAAGCCGAAGAGAAGACACAGAAGACACAGAAGACACGCCGUCCAAACGCCGAAACUGCCUCACUUGCGAAUGCAACUGGUGCGACUGAUGGAAGUGGUGCAACUGGUCUGCGAAGUGCACAAAGGACACAAAGGCAGAAGAAAAAGCCACCGCGCGGUGCGAUGUGGUUCGUACCUGGUGAGACUGAGACUGCAUCCUCCAGGUCAAAGUCCAAGGUGAUACAGGAGGAAACCGUAGAGACCAUCCAGGAAGAAGCCACAGACACCGACCAAGAAUUGACCCGAGCGUCGACUGAUGAUCCGUGGCAAACCUUGGAAGAUAAUCGCCAGUUGGCAUGGGCGUUUGCCCAGGAGUCUGAAUCUGAACCUGUAGAUGUUUGGGACCAGGCGCCAGAUGCAAACCUCAAAGCCAUGGCGUGGGAGGAAUUGGAAAAGGCGGAAAUAGAAUUGUCAAAGUUGAAAGAAGAGGGACUUGGUUUGCACCAAGAAGAAGAAACUCUAGAGCCUCUCACAACAGAGCCACCCCAGGAAUUGCCCAUUGAAGCCCUGCGCACAGAUAUCUUGGAGCGAGUGCGACAGCAUCGGGCCACGAUACUGGUUGGUGCGACUGGCUGUGGAAAGUCAACGCGCCUGCCACAGUACAUCAUGGAAGAGCCUGGCUCAAAGGUCUUAGUGACCCAGCCUCGACGAGUGGCAGCAGUUGAAAUUGCAAAGCGUGUCGCAGCGGAACGUGGAGAAAGAGUUGGCAAAAAUGUUGGCUAUCGAAUAUCAGGAGAAAUUGUGGCGGGGAAUGGCAAGUUGCAGUUUGCCACCAUAGGCUACGUCCUCACUUGGUUUCUGGCAAAGCCGGAGCAGUUUGCAAGUUUCAGCCACAUCAUCAUCGACGAGGUCCAUGAGCGUGGGGCAGACAUGGAACUGUUCCUGCUGCUUACCAAGCUGUUGAUGUAUUUCUUCCCACGACCCAAGGUGAUCCUGAUGUCAGCAACAAUGCAGCCAGAAGAGUUUAGCAGCUACUUCUCCGAUUUUGAAGUUGGAGAUCCCCUGACUGUGCCGGGGCGAACCUUCCCGGUGCAAGAAGUCUUUCUGGACAACCUUCUGACAGACUACGAACACAUUUUGCCAACGUCAGUGCUGAGCAUGGCAGAGGAAGCAGUGGAAGAAUUCGAUCAGCUCUCAAAGAGCCAGGCUGAAAUCCUUCAGGGGCUACCAGAGCUGGCAGUGGAGUUGGUUCCCUAUUUUGCCAAGAAAAACACUACUCUCCUCAUCUUUCUGCCUGGGCUGGUGGAACUGAACAGGCUGUCAGACCUGUUUUCGUCUUCAGAGGCCUUGAGCGCGUUGCCUAGCAGCAACAGGGAAGCACCAACGAACUACAAAGUGUUUGUGCUCCAUUCCAUGGUGCCAAGAGCUGAGCAGGAAGAAGUCUUCAAGCAACCAACAGGUGGAUGUUGCCAUAUUGUGCUGGCUUCAAACAUCGCGGAAUCCUCGCUUACUUUGCCGCAAGUGGCAGCCGUGAUCGAUUUUGGACUACAUAGAGAGCCGGUCUUUGACCCAAAGCAAGGCUUGAACUGCCUGUCUACAACUUGGUGCUCCCACGCGUCUGUGAGGCAACGCGGUGGACGCGCGGGACGCACUCAGCCUGGAAUAGCUAUUCGCCUUUUCACAAGACACAUCUACGAGGAGGUGAUGGCAGAGUUUGACACGCCUGAGAUUUUGCGGACAUCUUUUUCUAGACUGUUCCUGCGGGCCAAAAAGCUUUCGGAGGUCUUACAAAAGACAGCUGCACGAUUUUCUGCGCAGUGUCCCUUGGACUUGAGCAGUGCGCGUUCAUUGCUAGGCUCCUUGCCACAACCUCCGAACACAGCUCUGGUGAAGUCGGCAGUGGCAGAGUUGGCCAAUUCGGGUGCUUUGACAGCACCGGAUGAAGCUGCAGAGAUCACCUCCCUAGGACAAACUGAUGUCGGAAAUCGAAGCACUCCGAAGCUCCAGCCGGCUGCAACCCCAUGCCCAAGUCGCCGAGGAGAGAAUGGAGGCCGUAGAGCACGUGAAGAAACGACGAUGGCCAGUCCAACUUUCGCGUCCUUUUGCGUCAGUCAUGCAUUGCACAUGGCACGGCGAAACGCGGUGAAUGCAGAUGUGUCAGAGGAUCCCUUUUCAGAGGACUCCAUCAUUUUCUCGUGUCCACCUCCUUGGAACGAUGCGGGUGAAGUUGGUGCAGUCACUGUAACGGCUGCAAAACGGGCUGAAUCUUCGAUGGAUACUGUGGAAGCACCAGCUGCUGCCUUUUUCGUCCCUUUCCCUGGCGAAGAUACUGCCAAGCCGCGAGGUUCCUGGCUCGGCCCAGCUCCAUUUGACCAGGAGGACAUCCUGCCUAUUGAUGGAACAGCAGACCGAGCGGACCUUUUUGGGCAGCCAGAAAGACUGUUGGACGUCACGGGAAGCAGCAAAUGUGAGGAGGAAGAAGGUUGCAUCAUUCCUGGCACAAUAGAUGCGCACAAAGAGGCCAUCCUGCCAGAAGACAGAGAAGCUGCAAAGGCUGAAGCAACUUUUGAGACUCCGAUCACAUCGAUCACUUGGGAGAGAAGAGGUGAUAGUGGCCACCUUUGUGAGGGAAAGGGGCAAGAAGUGCGAGACGUGCAAAAUGCCAAGCCUUUCGGGGAUUUGAAAAAAAACACGCAGGAAGCACGAUAA
Cladocopium goreaui is the source of this 4512-nucleotide messenger RNA. The record is from the annotation of a GenBank genome assembly. NCBI's taxonomy places the organism in Eukaryota, Dinophyceae, Suessiales, Symbiodiniaceae.